Molecule: messenger RNA, 1846 nt
Organism: Gracilinanus agilis (Agile Gracile Mouse Opossum)
Lineage: Eukaryota; Metazoa; Chordata; Mammalia; Didelphimorphia; Didelphidae
Gene: SLC48A1
Product: solute carrier family 48 member 1
Exons: 3
Coding region: 180-620 (146 amino acids)
Biological process (GO): heme transport
Cellular component (GO): plasma membrane; lysosomal membrane
Molecular function (GO): heme transmembrane transporter activity; heme binding
Source: RefSeq, a predicted model, not a curated record
GUGCCUGGCGGGUGGAGGGGUGGGGGCAAGGCGAGGGCGGGGCGGCCGUGCGGGAGGAGGCGGAGCUUCGGGGCCAGUGUGACCAUCUAGCCCGGCCCUCCGCUCCACUUGGCACCUGAGGCUGGGCCUUUUGGCUAGCUCCUUCCCGUGGCGCGGAGACCCCGCCGGUUCCCCGCAGCAUGGCUCCGUCCCGGUGGCAGCUCGGUCUCCGCACCGCCUACUCGGCGGUCGGUUGUGUGACGGGUCUCUCCGCCUUCCUCGUCUGGACCUUCCUUUUCCCUCAGCCUGGGACCGCAGCGAUGGGGGGCCUCGCAGGUGUUCUGGCGCUCUGGACUCUGACGACGCAUGUGAUGUACAUACAGGAUUACUGGCGCACCUGGCUCAAGGGCCUUCGAUGCUUCCUCCUAGUGGGCAUCUUCUUCUCCACUGUCUCCAUCACCGCAUUCUGCACCUUCCUUGUCCUGGCCAUCACUAGGCAUCACGGAUUCACAGAUCCCACCAGCUACUACCUCUCCUGUGUGUGGAGCUUCAUCUCCUUCAAAUGGGCCUUCUUGCUCAGCUUAUAUGCCCACCGCUACCGAGCUGACUUUGCUGACAUAAGCAUCCUCAGUGACUUCUGACCUUGACUAUUUAGCCUCCCCAGUGGGGUGGUUCUUAGUGAUUGGACUCAAUCUUUGAGAAGCAGAGAGGUCCUGUCCUCCCCUGCCCCACCUCCUGUUGGGAGGUUCAGGAACCACAGCAGAGGAUAUGCUGGGGGGGUGGCCUAGGGUGAAGGCUCCCAGGACACUUUCCCUUACCCUGUAAGCAAGGUCCUUGAGUGGGGGAAGGGCCUGUCUAGGGAGGGGAUGCUUUGUACUUUUUCAUAUGGAUCUAUUUUCUUAUCCUAAGGUAAGUCCUUUUUAAAUGGAGAAGGAAGCAAGGAAGUUAGGAGAAGGCUAUGGAUUUGUGUAAGGGGGGAAACUGGCUCAAGAAAACAUUUAUAUUGGCAGGCCCAGGAGCUGGGUGGAAGAAGAGGUAAUUUGGUUGCUUCUGUCACCCAGUUUGAAAGAGCCCUUCUCUGUCCCUUUCUAACAGGGCAGGAUCAGGUUUGAAGAUUUGCCAGUGAAGCUAAGGGAGUCUCUGAGAAGAGACUCUUUCCUAGAAGAGCCUGCUUCCUUGUGUAUUGGGGAUUAGAGAAAAGGGCUCUUUCUCUCCUUUUACCCUCCUAUAGGAUUUCCCCUUUUUUUAGGGACUCUGGGAUUAGGCAGUAAUCCUGCAUCUCGGAGCAACACUUAUGGAAUCUUGAAGUGGUUAUAGAUGAAUUGGCAAAUGCCAGGGGCAGAUACCUUUAGAAGAGAUUUUGGAAGAUGGCAAAAUAGCUCAGACCAGGAGGGGUGUUUCUUCUGAUCAACCCACAUGUUCACAUACCACUUUACACCCUCAUUUAUUCCCCAUCCAGUCCUAGGUAGGCCACUUUCCUGGGGUUGAGGUUGGGGCUGGGGAAGCUACACAGAGUUUUGCAGGAGAGACAGGUCUUUGGACAUUGUUAGACCUGUUAGUUGGAAAUCUCCUUAGCCUACCACAGGUCUCCUGCUUUCUUUCCCUCUCCUAAAAUUUUUUAUCUUUUUCCCCUACUUCUGGACAAAAAAAGAUCUGCUUUCUAAUACCAUAUUCUGGCCCAGGGGUCCUUAACAAGCUCUACGGGUCUGCUGUUAUAUUUCUACAUUGUGUUGGCAUUGUGCAUGUUUCACUUUUUAUCUCUUUCUUCCCUACUCUUCAAACUAAUUCUUGUGCCCAUCCCACCCUCAGCCAUAUUGCCGAGUCACUGUCACUUUAGCAAAAAUACAACAAACAAGCUGUUUUAUCA